GGGUAAUAGCGGGUUAAUCAGCCUGAUUUUCUGUAACUGCGUGUUUAUGUUUCAAAUAUGAGUCUUAUACAAUCAUCGAACCAUCAAAUUAACUGUAAUCCUCGUAAUGAAGAAGUGUUCUCAUUCGUGGAAGAAAAUGGCCGCCCCAAAGAAAGAUGGACACCUCUUGGUGCAAACGCAAGUCCUGAACCUUGUUAUCAUGCGUUUGAAGAGAAUCAUGUAGAUAAUGAAUUUGACCAUGAGUCUGAAUUAUCCCGCCUAGCCAUAGAAAAUGAACACCUCAACAGUUUGUUGAUGGCUUUUACUUCUCACAUCGCCCAGGUGCAAUUUCGUCUAGGGCAAGUAAUAAAUGCUGAGUCUGAUUGCAGAGAGCUCAUGCUUAAGUCUCUCGAGGAAUUUGCCUCCAGAGGAAUCCCUGACCUACAAUCACUGGCGGAACAAUGCAGUAAAUUAUCUUCAGAACCCCAAGCAUGUACUUCAAGUUUAGAUGGACGACCUCGGAAAAUGAUUGAACAGCUGAAAAGACAUCUUGAUGACCUAGAAAGAUUCGCUUAUGAGACUGGUGAGCAAAGUGAACCGCCAACUCAAGCUAUCCUAGAGAAGCAGCGUUUAGUACUAGAAGGCCUACGAGAGAAACUUGAAUUGAAUAUUUCCAAUGUGGAUAAACUUCCAGCUGCUGAACUGCAACAAGUUGUAGACAAGGCUGUCAAUCAAUUUUUAAAUCCUGUAAAAGUUAACGAAAAACUUGUGGAACAGUUGAAAACUCAAGUGAAUGAUUUAGAACGGUUUAUUGAUUUUCUUCACGGCUCUGGUGCAUGCAGUGAUAUUUUAGCUAAAGCAUUAGCUGAUUUCAAGCGUACACACCAACAGUUAUCAACCAAUAAUGAAAUAUCAUCGUGUUGUUAUGAUUCUAAUAGAUCACAUACACAAAAUAAUGAUAAUAAUGAUGACCAUGAUCUAGACAAUAGUAGUAUAUUUUCAUCACAUAUUCAUCCUGGUGUACAAUUAGGACAUAGUCGUCAUCUUCAUUCAGAUUAUCAACAUAGUCAUACAAAUGAUUAUAAUACUGAUGGUAUCGAUGCCUAUUUAGAGGAUAUCACCACUACCGAAGAACAAGAAUUAAGGCGUAGAGAUAAUAGAAAACGUGAUGUCAGGAAAUCUCGAUUCACUAUCAUUAACCUUAUUCAACGAGCUAUCACCCUUCUCAACCUGUUUGCAGCAAGUCAAUUGGGUCAAGAUCCUGAUACAUUGCUGACAAAAUUCAACAUGAAUAAACAUUCUCCUCAUAAAGUUGACAAAUCGAAUUCAUCUACCGUAGAGAAAGCCAAAACACAACACUGGGGAACAAUUCGAGCUCGUCUUGAAAUUGCUAUAAAUAUGGUUCAAGAAAAAGUGGUUACUCUUAACACUUAUAAACUAAGUAAAACACCAGCAGUCAAUUUACACUUUACAUAUCAUACAGUGCCAAAUAUGAUUCACUCAUGUACAACACAGUCGGAAACUCGUAAUACAGUUCCAUCUGGACGUGAAAGUCCAGAUGGGAAAGCUAGUAUGCCCGCAUAUGAUACAACAGUUAGAUCCUAUGCAUCACUACAAGAAAUGGAUGACACAGAAAGCAGCUCAUAUGAAACAUCAGAGUUUCUAUAUACUGAAGCUGAACGCUCUGUGGUACAUGCUGUACGUCGAUACCUCUGUCCCGCUUUACGUGAUCUUAUCGAACAUGGUCUUAUAAAGAAAGCUUUACAGAAAAUUGAUGAAAAUUCACCUUUGGGCUUAGCAAAUAAACGAAGCAUUUUACUGCUUCGUCCUAUCCUAAACUGUUUAGACUCAAGAUCAAGAAAUCACUCAGAAGAUAAAUUUGAAUGUUUAGAUUUGAACGAUCCAUCAGGUGAUUACAUUGAUACAAACUCUUUUUCGGGGUCCCGUUCUAAUUAUAUAGGAAUCCAUGCGUGGGAUGUAUUAAUGCGUUUUUAUCAAAUUAAGAAUGGUCCACGGUAUAAUGAAUCUCCGGCGAGAAAACUUUGUGAAAGUUUUGAUUUAGAUACAGUUGAUGGUAAAACAAUCACAAAUCGUCAGAAAUUUUUCAGUGCAAUGGGUAACGUUCUUCAGGGUCACGUGGCAUACAAACGCAGUAAGGAUGCCAAGUUCAAAGCAUUCAUUAGUAUUGCACUUAAUGAAGGAAAAUUGGUCCCUUGGCUAAGAAUGAUCUUUCGGAAUCAUGUUUUUGUUCAAUCUAUAUAUGAACCAUGGAGUUAUACUUUGAGUACAGGAUUCAACGAUACUCUACAGUCAUUAAUUAAACUAAAGGAUCUUGAAUUCGCUCUGCCUUAUGAUUACAGUAUUCGUCAUUUAAAAGAAAUGCAUGAUGCCUUCUAA
Molecule: messenger RNA, 2376 nt
Organism: Schistosoma mattheei
Lineage: Eukaryota; Metazoa; Platyhelminthes; Trematoda; Strigeidida; Schistosomatidae
Source: the annotation of a GenBank genome assembly